AUGGAGGUGGGGCGCGUGUUAAGGAGCUUCAUCCUUAGGUCCGUGCAGCAAGAAGAGGCUCUUCAUCGCAUCUAGUAUGCUCUCAAAAGGUGGCGACUGACGUGACUCAGUCGUCAUAUAUUAAAUCACACAAAUAUAAAAUUUAUAAAACUAGAAAAUACGAAUUUUCGGAUAUUUAGAAGUAUUUAUAAAUAAAUAUAUCAAUUAUAAUUCAAUAAAAAUUCCAAAAAUAGCGGUAAUUUUCCAGGUCGAUCACAUGGAUGUAAUAUAAUAUCUAGUAAUUAAUCAGAAUUUAUCUCAAUGAAUACGAUUUUCUAUGAAUUUUAUACUAGGAAAUAAAAAGGAAUUAUAUUUAAAAUUCACGAAAAAGGGAAAUAAGGGUGCAGACAUGAUGAUGACGUCAGCACCCGGCGAGCGCGAAUAACCCGACAAUUUCCCCCGUAUGGAGCAACCGUCGCCCGGCGAUUCUUACGUAAGCGAUUACGGACGAUUUAAUUGAUCAAAUUAAGAUCUGUAAAGUCCGGAAGAAUCGUAAUGGAAUGAAGAAUAGUUUGGUAAAUUUAAAUUACACAAAUUAUCACUAAAUGAAGCGUAAAGUAAAUUGAAAGCAGGAAAACAAAGUUCCGGCGUCGCGACGGCGAUGCGUCGGCGAUGCACCGGAAUACUGAGCGUUCGGGAGGAUCGUCGUGCAGUGUCCAUGGCCUCGAAGGCUCUCCUUGGACAAAGACGACGUGGGCAAUCUCUAGAUCUUCUCGCGAAGUCUAGAGAUCAAUGAAGUGGGUCGUCGAAUCGUCUCCGGUGGCUGUCACCCGGCGGAGCGGAAAAACGGCGACUUUGCGGCUCUCCGGCAGCUGUCACCCGAUGGAGAGGAGCUGGAUGGAGGUGGGGCGCAUGUCAGGGAGCUUCAUCCUCAGGUCUGUGUAGUAAGGGGAGGCUCUUCAUCGCAUCUGGUACGCUCUCAGGAGGUGGCGACUUGUCUCCCGACGGAUCGUCCUCUUCCCGACGACGGCUUGUUCGUCGAUCAAUCGGAGAUGA
Messenger RNA from Spirodela intermedia, 1035 nucleotides. The record is from the annotation of a GenBank genome assembly. Lineage: Eukaryota; Viridiplantae; Streptophyta; Magnoliopsida; Alismatales; Araceae.